This is a messenger RNA of Vitis vinifera (wine grape), 1656 nucleotides long. Its product is annotated as probable trehalose-phosphate phosphatase I. Lineage: Eukaryota; Viridiplantae; Streptophyta; Magnoliopsida; Vitales; Vitaceae. Gene Ontology annotation, molecular function: trehalose-phosphatase activity. Gene Ontology annotation, biological process: trehalose biosynthetic process. The transcript has 10 exons. The coding region runs from base 152 to 1135 and encodes 327 amino acids. The record is from RefSeq and is a predicted model, not a curated record.
CUUUUCUCCAUCUCUCCAUAGCUUUUGAAAAAGCUCCAUUUUUUCCAUUGAAGCCAAAGCCUUUUCUGCGUAUUGGCUACAUACCAUUUCAAGAAGAAAGAUUUGGUACAUUUCAGGAGGAACAAAUCCAACUCUUGAGGGAUCUAUCUCAAUGGGGUUUGUACACCUACCAUCACAAACUCUGGACAUGGACAGGGAACCCAUCCCAAAAACAAAGUUUGAUGAGAGGGAGGAUGUGAUUUGGGAUUCAUACAACUCUUGGAUUAUGGAGCACCCUUCUGCAUUGGAUGAAUUUGAGCAGAUAAUGAGUGCAAUACAGCAUAAGAAAAUUGUUGUGUUUCUUGAUUAUGAUGGGACUCUCUCAGACAUUGUAGACGAUCCCGACAAGGCUUUCAUGACUGAAACGAUGCGAUCAGCGGUUCGUGAAGUGGCUGAAUGUUACCCUACCGCCAUCAUCAGUGGAAGGCGUCGGGAGAAGGUUCAGGACUUUGUCAAAUUGGACGAUAUUUACUAUGCAGGAAGCCAUGGAAUGGACAUCAUCUCUCCGGUAUGCUCGAAUAGGUUUGGAGGUCAAGAACACCAUCGCAGGGUUGUCGAUGAAAAGGGUAAUGAGAUUGUCCUCUUCCAACCUGCUGCAGACUUCUUACCUAAAGUUGAAGGGAUUUUCAGGCUGCUGACUACACGAACCAAGAACAUAAAAGGCUCGAGGGUUGAGGACAACAAGUUCUGCGUGUCGGUUCAUUUCCGAUGCGUCCAUGAAAAGGACACCAACGCCCUUAAAGAAGUGGUAGAAUCUGUGCUGGAAGAUUAUCCAGAUUUUCGGGUUACUAGGGGGAAAAAGGUCCUUGAGGUUCGCCCUCUUAUAGAAUGGGACAAGGGUCAUGCCCUUGAGUAUCUUCUCGAUACGCUUGGUUUUGAUAGCUCAGAUGUUGUCCCUAUAUACUUAGGCGAUGACCGUACUGAUGAAGAUGCAUUUAAGAUGAUAACAACUCGAGGAGAGGGGUACCCGAUAAUUGUUUCGUCCAUCCCCAAAGAGACAAAGGCUUCCUACUCUCUGCGCGACACCAAGGAGGUGAUGCAGUUCCUUCAAAAUCUUGCAAGGUGGAGCACCAACUCUUCGCUGGGAAAUUCAUGAGUUUCAACUUAGUCCAGAAAGGAUAUAGAUUAGAGCUGCCUGUAGGGCUGGUGGAGAUGAGCUAAUACAGAAGUAGUUCAGUAAUUUUAACCUUCUCUUUGUCAGAACUUUGGGGAAGUAGGGGACAUUGUCCGCCCAUGUUCUAAUGGUGACACAUUUUUUUCUGUGGUCACUAGUAGGACUUGGGAGAUGAAAACUGAACAAAAACUGAAACUUUAGACUUUUGAGUAUUUACAGAAUCAUGAAAAGAAAAGAAAGAAUAGAGAAAAUGGGGGAGAGGGAAAGGUAUAGGGCCUUUUGUUUUUUGAGGGGUGGCCUCCAUUUUUCUCCCCAUACAGGACUUGGUUAUAAUUUCUUCAAGGACUGCAACUUUGUUUCUGAACUACUAAUUUUUCUGUAUAUUUUUUUUUUCAUGGGAAUCCUUUUAUUUCUCUGUGAUGUAUGGCUCAUUCGCCUGGAAAAUUUGACUUGUUUCUGGGGCCUGAAGUUGUGCUUUCAAUGGAGCUGUAAGCUCAAGAAUU